AUGUCGGACUUGGAUGACGGUUCUGCUUCGGCCACCGAUGGCGAUUCUGAUGGUUGGACUGAAUUGAUUGAUGCAGACUCACCCGAUACGAACCCACCAAUGAAAUGUCUCGUUUGCCCGCACCUCUCUUCCGGCUCCGAACAGUUCUUCACUCAUUUACUCUCGCAUCCGAACUGGGAGAAUCUGUUCGUCCCGGGAACAUGUUUGAUAAUGGAUCAGUACGACUGGAUUCGAUUCGUCAACUAUGUUCGGCUGAAACCUGAUGCUGUUCUCGAGUGUGCUAGUCAUCACGUUUCAAAUGACCACGUGGAUACUGACUAUUUGUGGGCAGAGAAUGCAGCACUCCGACAACAACUAGCCGAGUGC
Opisthorchis viverrini is the source of this 366-nucleotide messenger RNA. RefSeq lists its product as hypothetical. The record is from RefSeq and is a predicted model, not a curated record. The transcript has 3 exons. NCBI's taxonomy places the organism in Eukaryota, Metazoa, Platyhelminthes, Trematoda, Opisthorchiida, Opisthorchiidae. The annotation marks the transcript as partial.